AUGUCGUUCCUACCCAUCUUCGACUACGGGGUGAUACCUGCAACCACCAGCUUUAAGAGUGAUGGUAACCCUAGCGGCAGUGACGUGAGUAACACGGCAGCAAUUUCCUCUGCGUCUGCUGGCAGUAGUAAGCCACCCUCUGGGGCGAACCCUGGGGGGAAGGGCGCAACCGCGGGCGGGGAAGGCGGAACCGCGGGCGCGGGCGGCGCAAAAGCGGAUGGCGCGGAGGCGCCGAAGAAAAAAGCGACAAAAUUGGGGAGCAGCGGAGCAGGCGGAAAGAAAGCCGCGGGUAAAGCAGCGGCGAAAGGGAAGGGGAAGGCGGGGACGGGGAAAGGGGCGGGGAAAGCGGCAGGAACUGGCUCCUCGUCUUCCGCAGCCGGCGCGGCUGCUGCGGCGCGGGAGAAGGAGGAGCGCAUGAAAGCGGCGAAGGCGGAGGUUGAGGCGCACGCCACCGCGCUGGAGGCGCAUCGAUCCGCCGUCUUCAAACUGCAGGCGCUGCUGAUCCGCGACGCGGUCAAUAAAGGGUUCUUCUCUCAGCAUGGCACAGCGCGGAGCAUGCUAGUAGAGGGAGAGGGAGGGAAAGAAAGAGGAGUGAGAAGGGAAGAGAGAGUGGGAGAGGGAGAGGGAGAGAGUGUAGGAGAGAGAGGAGGGGAGAGAGGAAGAGAGAAAGGGGGAGAGAGAGGGAGAGGAGAUAACAUUGCUCAGAGCAUAAUGUCUCAAGUGGUUGCUGCGUCAGGGACGUGUGAUGAGGUGUUUGCACCGAGUGUGGGGAUGGAGGGGUGGGUUGGGGGCGAGCAGAAUGAGAACGUUAGGGGCGGCAUGGGGGUGGGAGUGGGUGACAGGGUUGGUGGGACGUUAGACGUAGCAGCAGUAGAAGCAGGAGGAACAGGAGGAGCAGGGGACGGGGCAGGGGCGAAUGGAACAGCAGCAGCAGCGACAGCAACAGGGAAAGAAGCAGUUGAGGGGCGAACAGCAGAGCUGCGACCAGCUUUAAAGAAAGCAGUGUCUGGGGAGAAGGGCGGGCGGGAAGUAGGUGCGCAGAGGGAGGAGGGGAGGCAUGUAACCUGGGCGGCAGAUGACAGGCUGGCAGUGGCACAGGAUGAGAAGGGUGGCAGUGGCAGCGGGGGGAGGGGUAGAGGUGAGGUGGAGUUAGAAGGGGGGAGCGCAGGACGGGAGGAGAGGUGGGGAGAGGGGACUGCAGCAGGGGAGAGAGGUGGGAAGGAGCGGGGAGGUGGGAGGGGGAAGAAGCAGGGAGCAGUGAGGGAGGGGGCAGUGAGGGAGGGGAGCAGUGGGGUGGUUGGCAGGGGUGCAGAAGGCAUGGGGGAAAGAGAAGGGUGGGGCGUGGAGGGAGGGGCAGAGGCAGCAGCAGCGGGUCGCUGUGGAUGGUUUGAGCCUCCUCCCCCGGGCUUCAAGAUGCAGACUCGUCUGCUUGCGACCUUUGCCUUCCGCUCGCCCCUCGCCUCUCUCCGCCGCCCCCACUGGCAACUGCUGCUGUUGCUGCUGCUCGAGGCCCUGUCGGUCAACUGCCUGCCCCCUGCUGCUGGUAGUGCACUCAACACACACAGGCAUCAAGUAUACAAGGUGGCAGCAGCAGCAGGUGUGGACAGGGACAACUACCUCUUGCUCAGGCAGAUGCUGCUUCCCAGGGGGCCUUCGGUUAGCAACCCGAACCAGAACACAAACGCUGCUGCUUAG
Messenger RNA from Closterium sp. NIES-65, 1695 nucleotides. The record is from the annotation of a GenBank genome assembly. Lineage: Eukaryota; Viridiplantae; Streptophyta; Zygnematophyceae; Desmidiales; Closteriaceae.